Messenger RNA from Closterium sp. Naga37s-1, 6852 nucleotides. The record is from the annotation of a GenBank genome assembly. Lineage: Eukaryota; Viridiplantae; Streptophyta; Zygnematophyceae; Desmidiales; Closteriaceae.
AUGAAUCCGACAGACUCGUUCCGCAAGGAGCAGCGGAAGCGCGAGAUCAAGAAGAACAAGGUGGAGCGCCGCAAGGUUCGCGAGACCGGCGUUCUGCGCAGCGACCCCGUCGCCAUUCGCGAGCAGAUCGCUAAGCUCAACGCCGCGAAGUCGGAGGGACCCAUGGAGAAGACUCGCAAGCACAAGCUGAGGCAACUGGAGGACCGGCUACAGCUGGUGGUGAAGAAACGCAAGGAGUUUGAGCAGAAAAUGAGGGAACGGGGAGAGGAUCCAGUCAUGUUCAGCCACCUCACUGCCCCUCGCAAGUCCGCCAACGAAGCCAUCAGGAACCUUCGCCCAGAGGUGCGUGUGUGUGUGUGCUCAGUCCAGGGUGGAUGGGGGAAGGAGAGGGGGGAGAAAGAGGAGGGGAAAAGGGGAGAGGGGGGGAAAGAGGAGGGGAAAAGGGGAGAUGGGGGGAAAGAGGAGGGGAAAAGGGGAGAGGGGGGGAAAGAGGAGGGGAAAAGGGGAGAGGGGGAAAAAGAGGAGGGGAAAAGGGGAGAGGGGGGGAAAGAGGAGGGGAAAAGGGGAGAGGGGGGGAAAGAGGAGGGGAAAAGGGGAGAGGGGGGGAAAGAGGAGGGGAAAAGGGGAGAGGGGGAAAACGAGGAGGGGAAAAGGGGAGAGGGGAAAGAGGAGGAGAAAAGGGGAGAGGGGAAAGAGGUGGGGAAAAGGGGAGAGGGGGGAAAAAGAGGAGGGGAAAAGGGGAGAGGGGAAAGAGGAGGGGAGCAGGGGGGAGAGGGUGGAGGGAGGGGGGGGGGCAGGGAGGGGAUACCAUCAUACCAUGCUGAGACCAUGCCCGGCACACCGGCACGCAUCCCCCACCAGGGAAAGCGCCCAUGUAUCGGCCCUCUCUCUCAAGACCGUCAGCAGGGCACGGAACAAGCGACGGGGAAGAGGAGGAGGAGGAUGAGGAGGAAGAAGAUUCGAUGGAUGAAGAUGAGGAGGAUGAGGAGGACGAGGAGGAGGAAGAGGGGGAGGGGGAGGGAGAGGAGGGAAUGCAUGGCACAGGGGGAGCUGCAGGGGGAGCUGCAGGGGGAGCUGCAGGGGGAGCUGCAGGGGGAGCUGCAGGGGGAGCUGCAGGGGGAGCUGCAGGGGGAGCUGCAGGGGGAGCUGCAGGGGGAGCUGCAGGGGGAGCUGCAGGGGGAGCUGCAGGGGGAGCUGCAGGGGGAGCUGCAGGGGAGCUGCAGGGGGAGCUGCAGGGGGAGCUGCAGGGGGAGCUGCAGGGGGAGCUGCAGUGCAGGGGGAGCUGCAGGGGGAGCUGCAGGGGGAGCUGCAGGGGGAGCUGCAGGGGGAGCUGCAGGGGGAGCUGCAGGGGGAGCUGCAGGGGGAGCUGCAGGGGGAGCUGCAGGGGGAGCUGCAGGGGGAGCUGCAGGGGGAGCUGCAGGGGGAGCUGCAGGGGGAGCUGCAGGGGGAGCUGCAGGGGGAGCUGCAGGGGGAGCUGCAGGGGGAGCUGCAGGGGGAGCUGCAGGGGGAGCUGCAGGGGGAGCUGCAGGGGGAGCUGCAGGGGGAGCUGCAGGGGGAGCUGCAGGGGGAGCUGCAGGGGGAGCUGCAGGGGGAGCUGCAGGGGGAGCUGCAGGGGGAGCUGCAGGGGAAGCUGCAGGGGGAGCUGCAGGGGGAGCUGCAGGGGGAGCUGCAGGGGGAGCUGCAGGGGGAGCUGCAGGGGGAGCUGCAGGGGGAGCUGCAGGGGGAGCUGCGGGGGAGCUGCAGGGGAGCUGCAGGGGGAGCUGCAGGGGGAGCUGCAGGGGGAGCUGCAGGGGGAGCUGCAGGGGGAGCUGCAGGGGGAGCUGCAGGGGGAGCGAGAAGCUGCAGGGGGAGCUGCAGGGGGAGCUGCAGGGGGAGCUGCAGGGGGAGCUGCAGGGGGAGCUGCAGGGGGAGCUGCAGGGGGAGCUGCAGGGGGAGCUGCAGGGGAGCUGCAGGGGAGCUGCAGGGGGAGCUGCAGGGGGAGCUGCAGGGGGAGCUGCAGGGGGAGCUGCAGGGGGAGCUGCAGGGGAGCUGCAGGGGGAGCUGCAGGGGGAGCUGCAGGGGGAGCUGCAGGGGGAGCUGCAGGGGGAGCUGCAGGGGGAGCUGCAGGGGGAGCUGCAGGGGGAGCUGCAGGGGGAGCUGCAGGGGGAGCUGCAGGGGGAGCUGCAGGGGGAGCUGCAGGGGGAGCUGCAGGGGGAGCUGCAGGGGGAGCUGCAAGGGGGAGCUGCAGGGGGAGCUGCAGGGGAGCUGCAGGGGGAGCUGCAGGGGGAGCUGCAGGGGGAGCUGCAGGGGGAGGCUGCAGGGAGCUGCAGGGGAGCUGCAGGGGGAGCUGCAGGGGGAGCUGCAGGGGGAGCUGCAGGGGGAGCUGCAGGGGGAGCUGCAGGGGGAGCUGCAGGGGGAGCUGCAGGGGGAGCUGCAGGGGGAGCUGCAGGGGGAGCUGCAGGGGGAGCUGCAGGGGGAGCUGCAGGGGGAGCUGCAGGGGGAGCUGCAGGGGGAGCUGCAGGGGGAGCUGCAGGGGAGCUGCAGGGGGAGCUGCAGGGGGAGCUGCAGGGGGAGCUGCAGGGGGAGCUGCAGGGGAGCUGCAGGGGGAGCUGCAGGGGGAGCUGCAGGGGGAGCCUGCAGGGGGAGCUGCAGGGGGAGCUGCAGGGGGAGCUGCAGGGGGAGCUGCAGGGGGAGCUGCAGGGGGAGCUGCAGGGGGAGCUGCAGGGGGAGCUGCAGGGGGAGCUGCAGGGCAGGGGGAGCUGCAGGGGGAGCUGCAGGGGGAGCUGCAGGGGGAGCUGCAGGGGGAGCUGCAGGGGGAGCUGCAGGGGGAGCUGCAGGGGGAGCUGCAGGGGGAGCUGCAGGGGGAGCUGCAGGGGGAGCUGCAGGGGGAGCUGCAGGGGGAGCCUGCGGGGAGCUGCAGGGGGAGCUGCAGGGGGAGCUGCAGGGGGAGCUGCAGGGGGAGCUGCAGGGGGAGCUGCAGGGGAGCUGCAGGGGGAGCUGCAGGGGGAGCUGCAGGGGGAGCUGCAGGGGGAGCUGCAGGGGGAGCUGCAGGGGGAGCUGCAGGGGGAGCUGCAGGGGGAGCUGCAGGGGGAGCUGCAGGGGGAGCUUGCAGGGGGAGCUGCAGGGGGAGCUGCAGGGGGAGCUGCAGGGGGAGCUGCAGGGGGAGCUGCAGGGGGAGCUGCAGGGGAGCUGCAGGGGGAGCUGCAGGGGAGCUGCAGGGGGAGCUGCAGGGGGAGCUGCAGGGGGAGCUGCAGGGGGAGCUGCAGGGGGAGCUGCAGGGGGAGCUGCAGGGGGAGCUGCAGGGGGAGCUGCAGGGGGAGCUGCAGGGGGAGCUGCAGGGGGAGCUGCAGGGGGAGCUGCAGGGGAGCUGCAGGGGGAGCUGCAGGGGGAGCUGCAGGGGGAGCUGCAGGGGGAGCUGCAGGGGGAGCUGCAGGGGGAGCUGCAGGGGGAGCUGCAGGGGGAGCUGCAGGGGGAGCUGCAGGGGGAGCUGCAGGGGGAGCUGCAGGGGGAGCUGCAGGGGGAGCUGCAGGGGGAGCUGCAGGGGGGAGCUGCAGGGGGAGCUGCAGGGGGAGCUGCAGGGGGAGCUGCAGGGGGAGCUGCAGGGGGAGCUGCAGGGGGAGCUGCAGGGGGAGCUGCAGGGGGAGCUGCAGGGGGAGCUGCAGGGGGAGCUGCAGGGGGAGCUGCAGGGGGAGCUGCAGGGGGAGCUGCAGGGGGAGCUGCAGGGGGAGCUGCAGGGGGAGCUGCAGGGGGAGCUGCAGGGGAGCUGCAGGGGGAGCUGCAGGGGGAGCUGCAGGGGGAGCUGCAGGGGGAGCUGCAGGGGGAGCUGCAGGGGGAGCUGCAGGGGGAGCUGCAGGGGGAGCUGCAGGGGGAGCUGCAGGGGGAGCUGCAGGGGGAGCUGCAGGGGGAGCUGCAGGGGGAGCUGCAGGGGGAGCUGCAGGGGGAGCUGCAGGGGGGAGCUGCAGGGGGAGCUGCAGGGGGAGCUGCAGGGGGAGCUGCAGGGGAGCUGCAGGGGGAGCUGCAGGGGGAGCAGGGGGAGCUGCAGGGGGAGCUGCAGGGGGAGCUGCAGGGGGAGCUGCAGGGGGAGCUGCAGGGGGAGCUGCAGGGGGAGCUGCAGGGGGAGCUGCAGGGGGAGCUGCAGGGGGAGCUGCAGGGGGAGCUGCAGGGGGAGCUGCAGGGGGAGCUGCAGGGGGAGCUGCAGGGGGAGCUGCAGGGGGAGCUGCAGGGGGAGCUGCAGGGGGAGCUGCAGGGGGAGCUGCAGGGGGAGCUGCAGGGGGAGCUGCAGGGGGAGCUGCAGGGGGAGCUGCAGGGGGAGCUGCAGGGGGAGCUGCAGGGGGAGCUGCAGGGGGAGCUGCAGGGGGAGCUGCAGGGGAGCUGCAGGGGGAGCUGCAGGGGGAGCUGCAGGGGGAGCUGCAGGGGGAGCUGCAGGGGGAGCUGCAGGGGGAGCUGCAGGGGGAGCUGCAGGGGGAGCUGCAGGGGGAGCUGCAGGGGGAGCUGCAGGGGGAGCUGCAGGGGGAGCUGCAGGGGGAGCUGCAGGGGGAGCUGCAGGGGGAGCUGCAGGGGGAGCUGCAGGGGGAGCUGCAGGGGGAGCUGCAGGGGGAGCUGCAGGGGAGCUGCAGGGGGAGCUGCAGGGGGAGCUGCAGGGGGAGCUGCAGGGGGAGCUGCAGGGGGAGCUGCAGGGGGAGCUGCAGGGGGAGCUGCAGGGGGAGCUGCAGGGGGAGCUGCAGGGGGAGCUGCAGGGGGGAGCUGCAGGGGGAGCUGCAGGGGGAGCUGCAGGGGGAGCUGCAGGGGGAGCUGCAGGGGGAGCUGCAGGGGGAGCUGCAGGGGGAGCUGCAGGGGGAGCUGCAGGGGGAGCUGCAGGGGGAGCUGCAGGGGGAGCUGCAGGGGGAGCUGCAGGGGGAGCUGCAGGGGGAGCUGCAGGGGGAGCUGCAGGGGGAGCUGCAGGGGGGGGAGCUGCAGGGGGAGCUGCAGGGGGAGCUGCAGGGGGAGCUGCAGGGGGAGCUGCAGGGGGAGCUGCAGGGGGAGCUGCAGGGGGAGCUGCAGGGGGAGCUGCAGGGGGAGCUGCAGGGGGAGCUGCAGGGGGAGCUGCAGGGGGAGCUGCAGGGGGAGCUGCAGGGGGAGCUGCAGGGGGAGCUGCAGGGGGAGCUGCAGGGGGAGCUGCAGGGGGAGCUGCAGGGGGAGCUGCAGGGGGAGCUGCAGGGGGAGCUGCAGGGGGAGCUGCAGGGGGAGCUGCAGGGGGAGCAGCAGCGGGAAUGUUUCCCCCCCCAGUUCCCCCCCCCGCACUUGCAACAGCCUCCCCCUCCUCCCCCUCGCGCUGGAUUCCCCCCUGGCAUGCGCCCCCCUCCCCCUCCCCCUCGACCUGGGGCAGAGGGGGGGAGGGGAGGGGGUGGGGGAGGGGAAGAGGAGGAGGAUGCUAGGCCUCCGGGGGUUGAUCUUGCUGCUCCGCCUGGUGCUGGUGCUGGUGCUGGUGCUGCUGCGGCCGAGGGGAAAAGAAUCCCCCCUCCCCCUCCUCCCCAUCACCACCUCCCCCUGGGAUCCGCCCCCCCCGAAUCCACCCCCUCCUCUCGUCCCCCUGGUGUUCCCCCUCCCCCUCCCCCCCGCAUUGCUCCUGGAGCCCCCCCUUCCGCCACUCCCCCCAACCUCCCCCCAGGCAUGCGCCCACCUGUUUUUCCCCCACCAAUGGGCCCCCCAGGAGCCCCCCCUGGGGGCCCCCCUAGUAACCGCCCCCCUCCCCCUCCCCCGCGCCCCAUGGGGGGAAUCCCCCCCGGCCCUCCCCCGAGACCCAUGGGAUCCGCGCCCCCAUCCAUGCACCCUCCCCCCGGCCCUCCCCCCGCACACCUCCUCCGCCCUCCCCACCCUUCCCUCGCCCCUGGCGCUCCCCCGGGCGCUCUAGCCCCCCCCGCCCACCUUCCCCCAGGCAUGCGCCCUCCCCCUGGCCCUCCACCUGGCCGUCCCCCUGUGGGCCUGGGGGGAGGACCGGGGGGAGGUAUUCCCCCUCCGCCUCCCCCUGGUAUGAGACCCCCCCCAGGCCCCCCCCCAGCAGAAGCGCUAGCAGGUGUGGGCGGGGGGAUGGGAGGAGGAGACGGGGGAGGAAUGGAAGCAGGAGCGGCAGGGGGAGGGGGAGCAGGGGGAGCAGGGGGAGCAGGGGGAGGAGGGGGAGGGGGGGAGGGUAAGCCUACUCCUGCGUAUGUGAAGGUGGCAGCUCCAAUGGUGGUGAAACGGCCUCUGGCACAACACACACCGGAACUGACUGCCAUGGUGAGAGGGAUCAUUUCGUAUGUGAAGGUGGCAGCUCCAAUGGUGGUGAAACGACCUCUGGCACAACACACACCGGAACUCACAGCCAUGGUCCCAGCAUCUGUGCGAGUGAGAAGGCAGGAGGCACUAAUGAAGCCCAAACCAAAGGCUGCUGCUGCUGCUGUCCCAGCAUCUGUGCGAGUGAGAAGGCAGGAGGCUCGGAUAGUGCCCAAGCCCAAGGCAAAGGCUCCUGCCGCUGCUGUCACCUCUGUCUGCCUCAACUGUACUGACUAUUUCUCUCUUCUCCUUCCCCACCACCAGGUCCCAGCGUCUGUGCGGGUGAGAAGGCAGGAGGCACUAAUGAAGCCCAAACCAAAGGCCGCUGCUGCUGCUACUGCUCGGGCUGCCCCUGCUGCUGCUGCUGCUGCUGCUGCUGCUGCUGCUGCUGCUGCUGCUGCUGCUGCUGCUGCUGCUGCUGCUGCUGCUGCUGCUGCUGCUGCUGCUGCUGCUGCUGCUGCUGCUGCUGCUACGGCUGCCGCUGCUGCUGCGCCGACUAAACCACCGAGUAUUGACGACUCGUAUUCUGCUUUUAUGGAGGAAAUGAAGGAGCUGGGGGCAUUUGAGGGGGAUGAGAGCUAG